CUUGGCUGUUGUAUCCUCCAGUAAUACUCCUUGAAGAUCUUAAUCAACAGAGGAAAUCAAGCCAUCAAAGCGCUGUAAUCAAGGCUUAAGUGACAUUAAUUAUGGCAUCAUCAUCAUCGAGUAGAUCAGGAACUGCUGAACAACUGGCUAGGCCAGAUUACAGAAACUGGCUUGCUCUUGGUCAUGCGUUAACCACCGUCUUUUGUCGCGGUAUUCGACCUUUUGUUGGAAGGGAGAUGGAAUCCUUCUAUAGGAAUUUAAAAUUGACAGUUAAAGGACCCUGCAUGUGUGUUUAUUCCCCGAGGAGGAGACCAAACGAGUAUCACGAUAUGAGUACAUGUCCAUGGGCAAACAUAAUCGAGGCUUGUCACCAUAGAAAGAGACCAAACUGGAAACAAAGUGAUUCAAAAAACUGGAUGGACCCAGUUCUUGGUCCAUGGGAGAUAGCUAAACUCUUCCUUCCCGAUCUGGGUGGACGUGCUGAUAUCAAGAGUGCAGACGAUAUGGACAUCACUGGUAUCUUGAACCUAAUGUACUGGUGCAAUCACUUCACUGUUCCUCAUUCCUUGAUCAACGAUGUCCGUGAGACACGAAAUGACAAAUGGGUACAUGUACCGAAGCUUGAGUUAAGUGACGCAGACAAGAAAACUGCUUUCGACACGAUUGAAAACUUGCUCAAAGACCCUCAAUUAGCCGCAGAUACAGACGUACAGAAAUGCCUGAAGGAAAUUACCGAUCUAAAACAUGUUUUUGACUUGCACAGUUUCGAAGCUCAAGUCUUGGCCGACUUCAAAGAAGUCUUGACUCGACAGUCCAAAAAGAGACAGAGGGAGGUGAAUCAACUAAAACAGCAAGUGUCGGUUCUGGAAAAGAGACUGAAGGUCAUCGAAAAGAGCAAAGGAUUUCUGUCGCCCCUCCGUGUAAUCCUUAAAGGCAUAGAGAACAUCCACGACAGGCUUGUUGGAAGCGUCAAAGCUAUUAGGAAAGGUUUAAUUGUAUGGUUGCUGAUCGCUAUUCUUUGCAGCUUGUGUCACGUACUGGAUGACGACACCUUUGUAAGAGAAGGAUGCCCCACGGAAGAUCUCCGUGUCCCAUUUGACACAAAAGAGUUCGACUGGUUGGAUUACUUAAGCGCUGCAAAAGAAACAUUUACAGGUCGAAGUUGGCUUUACAGCGAGCUGGAAGAUGUCUUCUCCUACUCGAAUGAUUCAACUGGAGUCCUUAUUAUUGGAGAUCCAGGAACAGGAAAGUCUGCCCUAUUUGCCCAGUUGGUAUGUUCCCAAACGUCUAGUCGCACUAUCAAUAGCCUUGUACUAGGAUACCAUCUGUGUAAACAUUCUGAUAAAAACACACAAAUUGCGGGGAAGUUUGUUCGAAAUUUGGCAGAAAUGAUAGCGAGGAGACUGCCAGAAUAUGGUUACACAGUCGCCAACAGUACGCAAAUUCAACGCUCUCUAAAUACCGACUGCGUUGACAUUCACGAUCCUGUAGGGUGUUUUGAACAGUCAAUUUUGACGCCCCUGAGAAGGCUUAAGAAUGAACCAAGAGAGAAAUGGUUCCUUGCGGUAGAUGCCCUUGAUGAAUGCUUGUCUCACAGUGAUACCAAUGAUAGCAUCAUUUACCUACUAAAGCAAAAGCUCCCUCGAUUUCCGACGUGGCUCAAACUUAUCAUGACUUCCCGUAAUGAGUCAAGCAUCCUCUUUAAUUUUAGAAGUGUAAAAAGAAUUAUAAUUGAACCCGAAGAUACGCGAAAUCUAGACGACAUUGAACGAUUUUUGGAAGCAAGAUUCUAUCAAGAUGGUCCGAUGAUUCGUAAGCUAAAGAUGUGGUUUGGAGACGACAGCAUAGAAAACACCGAAAGGUUAAUUUCUGCUCUGCUUAGCAAAAGCCAAGGAAAUUUUCUGUUCGUGAAAGAAAUGGUUCGUCACUGGGAAUCCUCAAAGCAAGCUCAAAGUGAUCCUUAUGCCCUGCCCAGAUCGUUGGGUGAGUUAUAUCAGAGCUUCUUCGAAAGAUUGUAUAAUCAAGAGAAGUUUAAGCCUUUUAAACGCAUCUUGGAAAUUCUCGUGUCAACGUUUGAACCAUUAACAGAAAAACAAAUAUUCCACGUUCUCAACAUAACUAUGAAAGAAGCCCAUCUGACAGACUUUGAAAAUAGAUUCACUGAAUUAAGGCACUUUCUCAGAUACGGGAAAAAUGGCACACUUACAUUAUAUCACUUUUCUUUAAUUGAAUGGCUUACGGGUGAAAGUAACAGAAAUGGCCCAUUUUACAUCAGCAAAAAGCGAGGUCACGAAUUGUUCUGUGACUACUACUUUAAUCUGAUAAGGAAAGGCGAUAACUUAACUUUGUCAACCCAUAUUCCCAAUCUGGUCCAACAUAUCGCCAUUGCUGGUUGGAACGAGAGGUAUCUCGGAGAAUUCCUUAGUUUUCCUUCUCAAGUUGUGAAUUCUUCAGACCCUUCCAGCAAGAGGACUUUGUUGCAUCUUGUGGCGACGAUAAACAACUCAGAUGUCCUUAAAUUAGUCCUGCGUCAUUUUCAAUCGAUCGACAGCAUUGAUGACCGUGGAAUAACACCCGCAUUUCUUGCAGCUAAACAUGGGCUUGUAGAGAAUCUAGCAUUGCUUGUAGGAGGGGGAGCCAAUGUUAAUCGCAAGACAAACUCACUCGCAUCUUUUCUCAAAGACAUUCAUAAUUCCAAUAUCGUUGAUUUUAAUCGUUUUCUUAUAUUAAAAUCAAAAUAUGAGUUUUGGGGCUCCACAAUGCUUCACGUUUCAGCCCACAAAGGGCACCUGUGUGUUGUCAAGUUUCUCCUUAACAACUCUGCAGCGAUUUCGGCUGCCAACGAGGUUCACAUGACAGCGUUACAGCUAGCCGCUGAAAAUGGACAUUUGGAAGUUGUCAAGGUCUUGACCGAGGCAGGCGCAGUAGCAGAUCAAACUGCUCUCCAUCACGCGGCGAAAAACAACAGGUUAGAAGUGGUUAAGUAUCUGUUGCAAAUUGGUGUCAAAGAUGAAUGCAUGAGAUGUGAUGGUUCCUUCUACUGGCUAAACUCAAAACACCGUUUCCAUAGGAAGCUCUCACAUUUUAAGGACGAUACAAUCACGAAAAAACGCGGUUGUCCUGAAGACAGAACUUUAGAAGGAACUUACUUUGGGCUUAAAACUGUAUUGCUAUUGCCAUCAAACAGUGAUGAAAUGGGAGAACUGUACGAUGAUAGGCAUUUAAUUUUCUGUGAGACUGCACUUCACGCUGCGGUAUCAUCGGGACAUAACAGCAUCGUUACAGAACUUCUCUCUAGCGACGCCCGAGCAUUAGGCUGUCAUGACUAUUCGGGAAGAACACCUUUACAUGCAGCUGUGCGAGAAAACAACCACGACAUUUUGGAAGUGCUUCUUAAAGCACACGAGACAGUUUUAAAUAUCACCUGCAGUUUUUGGCAGGAUGUUCAGGAAAAACGCGGGCAAAAUGACUCCAGAAUGCUAGAUGAUAUUGAAUUAUUCGAGUACCACAAGGAUGUUUGUCAUUGUGGCUAUACACCUCUACAUCUAGCAGCUCGAUAUGGACACACAAAAAUUGGAAUGCGUCUUAUUGAUAGUGGGGCACAUGUCAACGCUCGAGAUUGCCAAGGUGCGACGCCUCUCCAUGUAGCUGCAUGUCACAACCAUGUCCAAUUUGCUCAUCAUUUGUUAGCCGCUGCAAGGGCUGAUUUAAACAGCAGAACUUUAAAUGGAUCAAAACCUAUUCAUUCAGCGGCAGCAUGUAGUGCUAUCGAUGUUAUUAAUUUACUACGUUAUUUAAGAGCAAACCUUUCCGCAACUGAUGACAAUGGUCUCACAGCACUGCAUCAUACCAUCCUAACCAUCCAUUCCAAGGAUCUUGACAAAUUCGUGUUUUCAAAUAUGACAUCUUCUGAUAAUCCUCGUAUACUUAUUGAAUCUCAUUACCGCUAUGCAGAGAUUUAUCAAGACAGCGGCGGAAACAUAAAUAACAAUAAGGGAUAUGAAUGGUUAAAUUCCUUAUUUUACUUAAUCCUUGUUGGCUCCGACAUCAAUGCAACAGAUACACAAGGCCGUACUGCAUUGCAUAUUGCAGCUGAAAAUGGUUUGUUUGAUGCUGUGUCAGUUCUUUUGCAAAAAAAGGCAAACCCUAACAUACGUGACAAGUUUGGAAAAACUCCGCUGGAAGCUGCCCUUGAUAAUGCAACUUCUGGAUUGCCGUCAAUUUUGCUCGAAAGCAGUUUUGAUAACUUAGUGACAGUAAGUCGUCCCUUCACAGCUCAUGACUAUGUCGUAUACCUUCUUCUUGCAUCUGGUUCAACAUUUAAUAGUUGUCAGCCCUCGGGAAACUUGUUGCACCGUGCCAUAAUGAAAGGUCAGGGAAACAUCGCCAGGCUUCUUUUGUUGAAGGGGGCAAGUCCAACUUGUCAGGACAGUCUAGGAAGGACACCGACGGUUGCUUACCUGAAUAAUGGCAGAAAUUGGAUGGAUGUUAUCUUUCGAGAUGUCCUUAAAAAUGCUGUUAGUAUCAAGUGUGGAGAGCCGUUCAACUUCUCCGUUUUUCAUCUUUUGUGCUAUAGAUCUCUUAGUAAGAGCUACUCAGACUUUUUGCAAAGACUAUGCAGUGAUCAUAAUCGCUCGUCAUUUAAAAGUCCCAUCACUCUAGCUAUAGAGGGAUACUUUUCAAAAUACAAGCAGAGCAUCGAUUCUUGCCUUGACGCAGAAGGAUUUACACCCCUCCACAGAGCUGCACAGGGUGCAAACAUAGUUGCUGUCCGUAACCUUAUAAAACAGGGUGCAAAUGUGUCGUUACUUAGUCCCCACGGGCAUGACGCCCUCACACUCGCCGUGCUUCAUGUUGGAAGUAACUUAUGGAGAUUUUUUAAUGACAACGAAAGUUUAGAAACAAUUGGAGAAGUUUCUGAUGUGGCUUUAGAACUCCUUCACCAUAAAAUGAAUACAAGUGACUUCAAAAUAGUUUGUGAUCGAAACAAAGCCGAACUGACUCUGUACCAUUUAGCAGCCUCCAGGGGACUGGUGCACUUGAUAAAAGAAGUCUUCAGAAAUAAGAAUCUUCAUCAGUUAGACGUCGAUUGUCCUAACAGAGAUGGAAUAACUCCUAUGUACUUAGCGAAGAUAUUAAGUAACAAGGUUAGCGAUGAUGUUUACAAUCCCUGGGAAGAGGUUGUUCAGUUUAUCAAGAGUCAAGGAGGGCGAAUGCAAUAUCCCAAAAGAAGCGCAGAAUACAUGGUGAUUUAUAAUAGGAUGUAUGGUUGGAUUCCUAAAGAAAUAGAUAUGAGUAUAAGGCCUGACAUACGUGGCUUUGUUGUGGGCCUCUUAUCGACUUAUAGGUAUUGGCAGAAUAAGUCAGUACGUUGUGAUUUACCCGAAAUAAACGAAAAGAACAUGGCAAUUGGGAGCCCCAUUUCAACAUUAAGAAUUGCCAGUGAACUUUUAAGACAACUAAAACUUCUAAGUUACGAAGGAUUUUAUUCAAGAUUGGUAUCUUUUGCCUUAGAGGACUUGAAGGUCUGUAGGAAGAAAUACAAGGGUCCCAGUUUAUGGUCAACAUUCAACAGGCACAAAAAGAGCUUACGUCUUUUUAAUCAAUGGAAUCUAGACAUACGUUUAGAAAGAGGGCUAUUUUUCUUAAUGAGAAUGUGGCACGAAGAAGUAUUCAGACACUACUCCUGUAUUAAAAUAGUGUUUGAUAGGUAUCAGCCAUAUUUCAUCAACGAAAGAAUAUCCAAGCUACUAAUUAAACGAUACGAGGAAAGUACUCCGCUGAAGUUUUUUAAUAUUGCUUGUUUUCUAUUUGAAAUUACUUUCAAGGCGCAUAUACUACACUAUACCCUAGAUAUUGAAUACGUUCCAUUUAGAGGUCUUCAUCAUAAGUACCCAAACUUUGUAAGGCAGCGAAUGGGAUGGACUGAGGAUGUUAUUACGUAUAAUUCUUGGCCUUUAGAGUUCCUUUUCAAGUUUCCUCUGGGGAUGUAUAGAGAGUAUUAUUACGUAAAGGUUCUUAACGUCGGAUUAGAACCAAAAACAUAUAUUUCGCUUCACUCGGAGAAACAUGAGCAGCUUUUAUCGCAAGUAAAACAAGCUUUACGUAAACAAGCUUUACGUAAAUAAGCUUUACGUAAACAAGCUUUACGUAUUGGAAUGCCUAAUAUUCCUGAAGAGCAUUAGACGUAGAUUUAGAGGUAAACUAGAAUUAGUUUCAUGUUCGUAAAACUUUCAUGUCACUUCAUCUAACUCCAAAAUUGAUGUGCAGUAUGUCAGUCUAAGGUGGCAAACUUGGUCAUUGAUCAAGUUUUAAGAUUUCAAUAAAAUGUAAAGACGUAAGCACCGCCUUUCAAAUACUGGCGUCGUAUUCGAUCUCCUCCGAACAGAUGGGACCGCAAAUAAUUCUUAUACAAUCCUAUUGUAUGUAUAUGACGCAACAUUUCUGCAAAAUACUUUUUCUUC
Stylophora pistillata is the source of this 6464-nucleotide messenger RNA. RefSeq lists its product as uncharacterized. The record is from RefSeq and is a predicted model, not a curated record. Lineage: Eukaryota; Metazoa; Cnidaria; Anthozoa; Scleractinia; Pocilloporidae.